GCGCUCGCCCCGCGAACCCGGAGCGCUCGGUGGGUGCGAGUGCGCGGCCGGGCCCUGCCCUGCCCGCCCGGCCCCGGGGCAUCCCGGAGCCGCGAGCCCGGGCGGGCAGAGCGUUCCCCUCGCGUUUCCCGCGCGAUUCCCUCCGCCCGGCCUCCUCGGGGAGCUGCCGGCGCGUUCCCGGCGCUCCACACUUGAUGAAAUCCUGCCGCCCUGUUGCUUGGCCUUCUUUUUGUUUUCAGGGAAAGCUGAGAGCUUACCUGUGCUAUUCCGCUGGUAGAACUGCGUGGCUAAACUAGCGAUCACUUGUGCAGAAAUAAAGCUGCUCGUUUACUCGUAUUUCGAAUUGUUGAGUGAAGUAAAUUCCUUUGGUCUGGCUGUAAGGGAGGCUGCUACGGCAUAAAUACCUCAGCUGAACAGAGCUUCCUAAACUGUUGGUAGGGUUUAAAAAAGCAGGUCUUGGAUAGCACAGCUGAUUUUCCUUUUCCCUCAGAUCCUGACAGGAUUCCCUGUUAGUUCAGUGUUUUGUGAAGGCCUCGCAAAAAUCUUUGAAAUCUUGCUCUAGCCCUUAUAGCAGUGUUUUAGAAAAGCAAUGCAAGGAGCGUGUGUCCCGAGGCAGCUUCUUCGCUCCUGCCACGGAAAAGGGAGCCUGCUCCCCUGGGGCAGCGGGUGUGAGGGGCGGCUUGUGCCGCGGCUCGGGAGGUGCCGGGAGCCUGGGAGAGCCUUGGAAAGCCUUGGAGAGCUUUGGAGAGCCUGGGAGAGCCGGCAGCCUCUGCAGCGGGGCCAGCCGCCUGCCCGGCUGCAGCCCCUACCCUCCCAGCUUUCUCCAAGCUGUGGAGCUGCACCGAUUUAUAUCGAUUAAUGACCGUAUGUUUUAUAUGAAUGAAGCCCGUAGCCAGGUUCCCUUCCGUGGACGAGUUCGAAAGCCAAAUAGCUGAGGGCUGGCUUGCUGGGAAGCGUAGGGAAGCUUGCUCAGGAGGAGGGAGCUUGUUUAACGCAGAGUCUCCCAGAGUGUCCCAAGAUGCUUUACCCUGGUGACUCCUAACCUGUUCUGCACCCAGACGCUGUACAGACUUAAUUAACACUAUUUAAGAUUGUUUAAGAUUUAAGUAUACACAAAACCUGAUGUGAACCCACGUAAGCUGGCUGUCUUCUUUAACUGUAUUUUGGAUGGGAUUUUCUUUUACUUCAUUGCCAUCUAUAGAAACUGAUGAAUAUUUUUAGUGCUAAGGCUCCAUAUAUCACAAGAUGUCCUUCUGCCUGACUGAGAUGUUUCUGUGGUCUUUGAAGACCAACUUACGUAUUAGAGAUGAAGACAUUGGGAUCCACCAGUACCGUGACAAGAAACAAUCAGCAUCACAGAUGAAGUACAGUUACUUAGAAGAGAAGCAAAAACUAGCAGAAUCUCGAGAUUAUCCUUGGCUCCUGAAAACGAAGCGAGCGGACAAACUGCGAGAUGCUCUCAAGGAGGUAGAGGACUUAAUGCAGAACAGUCCCUGUGUGCUGAGCAAAUGGAAGAACAAACAUACCUGUCAGCUCCUCUUUCACUCAGGUAUUUUGGUGUCCCUAAGCCUUUCUGGGCCACAGCUGGAGAAGGUGGUGAUUGACAGGACCCUGGUGGGGAAGCUCAUCUCCGACACCAUCAGUGAUGCUGUUCUUACAGACAAUUUCAUCAUCUUGUCAUUUGAGGACCAUAACCAACUCUGCUUUAUUCAGUUUACGAAGACAAUGGAUUCUUCCGAUGUAAACAAGAGACUGGAAAAACUCUCUUCUUUGGACUUUAAGAUUUCUUAUGUUGAUAUACUUGGACCAGAAGGUAGAAGGAUGAAACGUCACCUGGCAAUAAACUGUAUGCAAGAUCUGGUCAUUUGCUGGUGGUCAGCAACCAGUGAUGGAGCAUGGCCUUGGUCUCCUAUUUCCUGUCAGAGGGACAGAGCCAACCUAUUGCUAUUAGGCUGUGCACAUGGCAAAUUGGAGGUGCUGAGUUACGUCCGCACGGAGUGGGAGCCCCUGGAUGCCAGGUUCAGCUCUGUGCAGCCCCAGCAGGUGCUGACUGUGGAGCGCUCGGUGUCGGCAGCCAAGGAGCCCAUGGCCGACAGCUGCGUCUACAAGUGCGUCAGGAGCCGAAUCCAGUGCGCCGCCGUCACCAGGGUCCCCCUGCGAGCCAGGGCCAUCAGCUGCUGCAGGGAUGUGACAGAAGACAAGCUGGUGCUGGGCUGUGAAGACUCCUCAGUAGUUCUGUAUGAAGCCUACAGCCAAGUGACUCUGCUGGCGCAGGCAGAGCUGCUCCCUGCUGUAGUAACCUACCACCCUUCUGGAGCCGUGCUGCUGGUCGGCAGCUCUCAAGGGGAGCUGCAGCUUUUUGACACAGCACUGUCCCCAAUUAAAAUUCAGCUCUUGGCACAGGAAUAUUCACCUGAGGCAACUCUGCAAUUCAGUAAACACUGUGACGUGCCCACCAGCCUCAUCCAGAUCCAGUGGGCUGCUCCUCCAGUGGCAUUUCCCAGUCCUGACAACAUGGAUAUUCACGAUCUUUUGUUGGUUAGAUUUGAUAAAGGACCCUUGGGAGUGCUUCACUUUAAACUUGGUGUACUCACAAGAGGACAACUGGGCCUUGAGGAAAUCAUCCACCAGUACAUUCGUAAUGAUGAGAUACAGGAGGCAAUUAAUGUCCUGAGCACCAUGAACUGGAACACCAUGGGUCAGCGGUGCUUUAUCUGCCUGAGUGCCAUUUGCAACCACCUCCUUAAACAAAAGCUUACACCAGCCGGAGAAGCACAGCUUGAGGCAAGCCUUGGAACUUUUUAUGCUCCAACAAGGCCUCUCUUGGAUAGAACUGUGCUGGAGUACAGGGACCCCAUCAGCAGAUAUGCAAGAAGGUUCUUCCACCACCUGCUCAGGUAUCAGAGGUUUGAAAAAGCAUUUCUGCUUGCUGUUGACAUCGGUGCUCGGGACCUGUUCAUGGACAUCCAUUACCUUGCUCUAGAUAAGGGUGAAUUGGCACUAGCUGAAGUGGCAAAGAGAAAGGCUAAUGACAUUGAUGCAGAAUCAAUAACUACUGGAAUUGAACUUCUGGGGCAGUCAGAUGAAGAAGACCCAUCUUGUGAAGCUUUCCCUGACCAAUCUCCAGAGCAGGGAGGAGGAUGCAACCCGCCUGCUCCCGGCCCUGCCGACAGACCACCAACGCAGAGCUGCUCCCACAGACCCACCAGCCGCAGACAAGCAGAGGACACUGAGCCUGGAGCGGAUGGCCACACCACCUCCCUGAUCAAGAAAAGCUUUUCCAGCAGCCAGGAAGGAAAUAUGAAAGCCAUUCCUUCAGAGCAGGCAUGUGGAAAUUCAGAAGUCUUGCAGCAGCUGGGUACCAGCACAGGAACCAGCACCCAGCAAAUCCAACCAGAUCCUUCUAGCCGGACCGACCUGUGGCUUUAGCUCAACCCAUCCCAAAUCCAUCCCAAACCCACCCUCAGCAGCUCCUCCCCUGGACACCACCACCAGGAGGCUGCACGAUGGACAGCCCGUUCCUGAGGAGCCCCUUUCAGCCGGCUGUGUCCCCGGGCUGGCGUCCCCCUGACGGCGCUUCCCGCGCGUUGCUUCAGCGGCAGCUCGCACAAUACUGGGCUUGGUGCCACCCAAGGGGAGCACACCCAAACCCGGCCCUUCUUGCACAGGCAAUCCUGCAGCAAGAUCCCUGCAGCUGCGAGCUGGAGGAUUUGCUGUGCCCUCCUUUGCCAGUUUGUGGGGGAAAGGCUGGAGCCAGGGGUGGCUAUUCCCAGGACAAAUGGCCACUGGGGCCUCGGCAGGGAUGAAUCUGACACGGGCCUGUCCUCUGUAGGUGCAUCACAGCCCAUGAACUCCUCACUCGCUGCUGCUCUCAGCUAUGAGGAAGCUUCUCCUCCCUGAAACUGUGGAAAUCGUGCAACAAACUGUUCCCAGUGGCCUGCCAGAGCAGCUGGCUGUCACACAGCCAAGCAGCGCUCAAGCUGUUGAACAAGAUUUGUUUUCUGGAGGAGAGCGUUAGCAGUGGCUCAGAGGCAGGACUGUGCUACCAUGGGGGUCACCUGUGUCCCUCCAGCACCAGCACAGGCCACCUGUGUCCUGCCUGCAGGCCAGUGGUGUGGGGGUGAUGGUGGGCUAGGGCUGCUGUGGUCUUCUCAGCUGGCAGUAGGACAAAUGCAGAAUUAGGUGGUUUUGCCAGGCUGGUUUUGGGCUGGCCAGAGGAUCCCAGCACUGAGCACAAAGGUGGGGAUGAAGACAGCUGGUGGAGGAAUGAGGAUAACCUGCAGCUUUCCUUGCCCUGUGCAUGGCCUCUCUGCGUAUGGCUCCUCAGGCAACAGGUCUGAAGCAGAUGAGAAGUGUUCAUCCCAUCUUCAAUAUUUGGAGGGGCCAGGAUUUGGUGCUCAUGGUCCAUCCUAGAGGUGAGAUUAGGGUGACCUGGAGGACCGUGCUGCUUGAGACCCAGCUCAGCCUUGCUGCUCUGAGCAGGGUGGUCCCAGAGGUCCCUCCUGCUCUGUGUUAUUCUGGGAUUUGAUAAUCUUGAGCAACUGUGUAGGUUAGUUCAGAGUUUCCAUGUAGCAGCACCGGGAGUUGGAUCAGUGAAUCCAAGGGUGCAAACACCCUGGUCACCUGCCUUGGCACAAACAAGACCCUUUGGAAAAUGUUGAUCUCAACUGCUCUCUUGUUCCUGGACCAGAGACUGAUCUUCUACCAGGCAAUUUAAGAUGUUGAGCCAAUGGCUCCUUAUGGCUACCAGGUGGUAAUUUUAAUAUAUUAUCACUCAGUGGAUUAUCUAUCACCCAGAAUAGUUUUGUAUUGUGCUAUUCAAGGGAAACAAGGCAUUCCCAGUGUAAAGGAGUGGUACCUAUGGAUCCUAGCAACAGGCAUGUCCUUCCACCUAGUCCUUCCUGCAGCCUGGUACCAGGCAGUCUUCAGCUGAAUAAAACAGGUGCUUAAAAUAAUUUCCCCAGGGCUCCUUCAUUUAUUCUCUUCUCUCCCAUUCUUGUCCUUUCCCACCUUCAUCGUGCCCUUGAGAAUAAUCCCAGGAGAAAAAGCAUGGCCUCCUGGGAGCCAUACAGCAGCACAGGGAAGAGGUUUCUCUGUAUUUCCCACUCCGGGAGAGCAGAAGGAUCCUCUGUUCUGCCUCAGACCUGUGGAGACAGAGCAAACCACUGCCUCCAUCGUGCCACCCCUGCAGGUCCGAGGUGACUGAGUGGGUUUUCAAUUACAGGGUGUGCCUUCCCACACUGCUCCUCCCCUCGCCUGCCGGAGCGGGACCACGUCAUUACCAUGAAAAGCCCCACGAUCUGAACUCUCCAGGGCACAAGUAGAUGCUCUCCUGUCAGGAUAUUCACGUUUUCCUUCUCUGGAGGACCAGCAGCUCAUUACCAUAGGGAGCAGCACUGCAGUGCUGGCUGCCCCUGUUCCUGGACAGCCUCUUCCUGCACAAUGAAAAUCAACUCUCAUCAAAUUAUUACAGCACCUUUCAUUGCCGAGGUGCUACAGCAGAAAAGAUGCAGAUAUCAGAGGAGGAUUCCAGUCAUCACCACUCUUCAGCCUUUGAUCAACAUUAAAUACCUCUGCAAACUUCAUGCCACAUCACAGGCUUCCCACGCGACACCGCCAGGUCUGCUUUAGUGUGACCAGAGAGGUUUGCAAAUAGGAUUUUUUCAAAAGUAUUUUUUUAAAAAGCAAGUAGGUUGGUCUGCAGGGCUGGCUUCUUGUUCACAUCUCCCCAGACAGGGGCACAAAUCACAAACCCAAGUCAGAUACCCACAUGAUGCACUCUGGACCUUGCACCUUGAGCAACAAGGACCUACCCAAACAGCCUUGAACUCUUACAUGGGCAAACAUGCUGUGGGGUCUUUUUCCAGCCUGCAUUCACCUGCCCAUCUACUCUCUUCAUCCCCAGAGCAACCACCCACACAAACAUCUCUGCAUAAGGCCCUGACACAGUUCUUGGGACAAAAGAGCCACCCCUUCCUUACCUUCAGCCACUGAUGCUCUUCAGGGCUUUACCAAAAAAAAAAAAAA
Passer montanus (Eurasian tree sparrow) is the source of this 6027-nucleotide messenger RNA. RefSeq names its product WD repeat containing planar cell polarity effector (gene WDPCP). NCBI's taxonomy places the organism in Eukaryota, Metazoa, Chordata, Aves, Passeriformes, Passeridae. The coding region runs from base 1246 to 3429 and encodes 727 amino acids. Gene Ontology annotation, biological process: cilium organization; nervous system development; establishment of protein localization. The record is from RefSeq and is a predicted model, not a curated record. The transcript is spliced from 19 exons. Gene Ontology annotation, cellular component: axonemal basal plate. Gene Ontology annotation, molecular function: protein binding.